Messenger RNA from Lolium rigidum, 1535 nucleotides. RefSeq names its product F-box protein At1g67340-like. NCBI's taxonomy places the organism in Eukaryota, Viridiplantae, Streptophyta, Magnoliopsida, Poales, Poaceae. Gene Ontology annotation, molecular function: protein binding. The coding region runs from base 77 to 1273 and encodes 398 amino acids. The record is from RefSeq and is a predicted model, not a curated record. The transcript is spliced from 3 exons.
ACCGCGCGCGCGCCCGUUUCCUCUCCGCCGGAGACCAUCCCACACUCUCGCGACGGCUCGUCCGGCGAAGACUGCCAUGAGGACCAGGAGCGGCUCUCUCUAUCUCGGCGGUGGCCGCGAGCACGCUCUGGUUGCUGGGCAUAAAAGGAAGAGGUCUCCCGCCGCCGCCGCCGGCGAUUGCUGUGGUGGGCGAGUGAAGCGGCAGGCUGGGGGACCGGACUUCCUGGACGGGAUACCGGAUGACCUCGUGCUUACUAUCCUCUCGAAGGUCGCCGCCACCGCCUCCUCGCCGGCCGACCUCCUCUCUGUCCACCUAACUUGCAAGAGGCUCAACGGGCUUGGCCAGCAGGACAUGGUAUUUGCCAAGGCCUCGCCGGCGUCGCUGGCCGUGAAGGCGGCCGCGUGGUCGGAGCCCGUGCAGCGCUACCUCAAGCGCUGCGCCGACGCCGGCAACCUCGAGGCCUGCUACAUUUUGGGCAUGAUUCGGUUCUACUGCCUGGGCAGCCGGAGCGGCGGCGCGGCGCUGCUGGCGAAAGCAGCCGUCGGCGGCCACUCCGCCGCGCUGUACUCACUGGCGGUCAUCCAGUUCAACGGCAGCGGCGGCGCCAAGUCGGACCGCGACCUCCGCGCGGGGGCCGCCCUCUGCGCGCGCUCCGCCGCGCUGGGCCACGUGGACGCGCUCCGGGAGCUCGGGCACUGCCUCCAGGACGGCUACGGCGUGCGGCGCGACCCGGCCGAGGGCCGGCGCCUGCUCGUGGCCGCCAACGCGCGCGAGCUCUCCUUGGCGCUGGCCGCCGCGGCGGCCAGCGCGCCCCACUCCUUCGCGUCGGCCCUCCCGCUCGGCGCCGUGGCCGCGGGCGUGGGCGGCGCAGCGGGAUGCCCCCUGCUGUCGGACUUCGGGUGGAGCCUGCCCGAGGCGGAGCCCCACACGGCGAACCAGUUCAUGUCCGACUGGUGGGCGUCGCGCGGGGUCCAGGCGUGCGCAAAGAAGCAGCAAGCCGCUCCCGCGCCCGCCCCAGUGGGCGGCGCCGAGGCGAGCGGCGACGGCGACGGCGAGCUGCGGCUGUGCUCCCACAUGCGGUGCGGGCGCAAGGAGACGCGGCGGCACGAGUUCCGGCGCUGCUCCGUGUGCGGCGCCGCAAACUACUGCUCCCGCGCGUGCCAGGCGCUCGACUGGAAGCGCGCGCACAAGGCGCAGUGCGUGCCCAUGGACCGCUGGCUCCUCGCCGCCGCCGCCGGCGACAACAACGCCGCCGCCGCUCCCGCCCAGUGAACCCGACUCAACGGGCAGCACUUGCCGGAGUAGCACAACCGAUCCCGCCGGCGCGGUCCACGGCGCAAACCGGUGGACCAGGCGUAGCGGCGGAGGGGGAAAAGAGGAAGCAUUUCUGCGUUUUUUUGUGUACUGAAGCCCGUUCCAGUGUCGUCUUGUCAGACGUACGUACUCUACUAGGGAACCGCAGACGAGAGAUUCUACCGCGGCCACUUCUUCACUCGGUUCUCUCUCCCUAAAUUAAGAUGAAAAUUUCCGGCCA